AUGUCGGAGCAGAAGAUGUUGAAGAGGAUUGGGGAGAGGAUGGCUCCUUGCAGGACACCGGCAUUGAUUAUGAAAGGGGUUGAGGAGGCUUUGUCGAUUUUAAUUGAUAUGGAUCUGUUGAGGAGGAAGCUUUGCAGAAAUUUAGCACAGUUUAUCGCAAACAUUCGUUGGAGUAACAACAACAGCCAAAUACUUAAAAUGUAUAUUCACAAAGAAGUUAGAUCAAUCCAAGGAAGAAUUGAAGAGUAUGUAGAUGGUGAAAAUAGAAACUAUUUGCAGGAUGUAGCAAUGGUGAGACAAUUACAGAUGUUAAAUAAUAUCGUAUUGAAUCAAAAUGGUAAAAUAGUGGCAGAAACGGUUAAAUUUGUGGACGAGUUAUGUGAGAAAACCUACGGUAUUAUUCAAAAGACAGCAUUCGAAGUCCUCAGAGAACUUGUUUUCAAAAAAGAAGGUUUCAAUAAUAUCAGGGAACGAAUCAAGCGGCAACACGAGGAAAAAAUGAGGGAAACUUUGAAUAUAAUGAAACAGAAGCAGAAACAGAGUGAUGUGCAAAUGAAGACGAAACAAGAAAAAUCAGAAACAGAGAAGGAGUUGGAUACGAAGAAAGUACAAAAAGAAAAGGAGGUAAAGAAACAUAGUGAUGUACAAAUUAACACCAAGGAAGACAAAUCGGAAAGGGAGAAGCAGUUGGACAUACAAAUUGCGAAUAUGAGGAAAGUCCAAAAAGAAAGAGAGGAAAAGGCUCGUGCAGCCAAAAAUGAAGAGAAGAAAAGGAAACGAAAAAGGAUAGAAGAGGAAGACAUAUUAACGGAAGAAGAAGCGAGACAAAUCGAAGAGAUGUUGUCACAAACAGAGGAAAAGGUUAUAAGUAAGAGGAAGAAAAGUAAGAAAGCUAAGGAAUUAGCAGACUUGGCUUUACAAAUCGAACAAAAUUUGUUCAAUACAUAA
This is a messenger RNA of Nicrophorus vespilloides, 948 nucleotides long. Its product is annotated as vicilin-like seed storage protein At2g18540. The transcript has 3 exons. The record is from RefSeq and is a predicted model, not a curated record. NCBI's taxonomy places the organism in Eukaryota, Metazoa, Arthropoda, Insecta, Coleoptera, Silphidae. The coding region runs from base 1 to 948 and encodes 315 amino acids.